AUGGACACUCACACUCAUCCGGUUUCACCACUCUUCUUGAGCACGAACACGAGCGAGAGCGCUUCCUCUGCGUCUUCCUCAUCGUCACAGACGCCAUCAACCUCCAGCACUACUACCACCACAAAUCAAAAUUCGAAUGCCUAUUUUGGACAAGAGAGAUUCUCUCAACCAAAGGUGAUUUCAUAUGAAGAGCUGCACGGAAUCAAGCCAGUCGAUAUGGAUAAGAAGGUGCAUGUUACUUAUAACAAUUACAUCAUGACUGAUUCAUUGUUAAGAUUGCAAGAUGCGGAGUGUAAGGGAGGAUUGACUCAUCACGAUGAACAUUUGUUUAUUGUUGUCCAUCAAAGUUUCGAACUGUGGUUCAAUCAAAUAUUGUUUGAAGUUGAAAGCAUUCAAAAUAUUUUGAAGAAAGUGUUCAAUUAUGCCAAAGAACAUCCUAACGAAGAUGUUGACCUUACUGUUGAAAAUACUCAAAUUCUUGUUCAUCGAUUGGAGAGAGCUGAUCAAAUUCUUCGUUAUUCACUUGGUACCUUUGACAUUUUGGAGACGAUGCAUCCUGCAGACUUUUUAGAGUUUAGAUCUGUCAUUGGUCCUGCAAGUGGUUUCCAAUCGGUUCAAAUGAGAGAAUUGGAAGUCAUGAUGGGAUUGAGAGAAUCUAAUCGUAGAAUGUGUGGAGGCAGAACAAGCUAUGAAACUGAUCUUCAACAUGACAUUUUUGGUUUAACUCGAUUGAAAAAGAGACAACAGGAGAUGAGCAUUAGAAAAUUGGUUUAUCGAUGGCUUGAAGAAAUUGUCUAUCCUAAAAUUCCAGGUAAUGAAUUUGUGAACAUCUUUUUGGAAAGAAAGAGAGAGAAUUUAGCAUUCCAAAAGAGUCGGUGGUUCAAUCCAGAGACUGAGAUGGAAAUGAUCGAACAACACAUUGAAAAGGAAAUGAAGCCUGCAAGACAAUGGAUCACAAUUGAAGAUCAAGAACUUCAUAUCAAACAAAGAACUGCCUUUAAGUUCAAUAGCAGUGGAGGUGUUCGUAGUUCUGGUGGAUGUCCAUUCUUUUCUCAACAAUCAUCCACCAUGAUGGAUGGAGAGACUUCCAAGAAUGAAUGUUGUCCAGUAACUCAAAGCAAUGGAACAAAGAGAUCGAAUGAGGAAAAGAUUGAACGUAUUAAGAGACGUCGUGCUGCUAUUUUGUUCAUUAUGAGUUAUAGACAUCACUACAUGUUGUCCAAUUAUGCUAAUUUGUUGGAUCGAUUGGUUGCUUUGGAAGAAGCUUUACUCAUGUGGAGAACUCGUCAUGUUCGUAUGGUCGAGAGAAUGAUUGGAACUCGUACUGGAACAGGUGGUAGCUCUGGAGUUGAUUAUCUUGAAGGAACUCUCAAGUAUCGUGUAUUCCUUGAUCUGUGGGAAUCGAGAAGUCACUUUAUUCAAACGACUGCUCUUCCAAAGAUUCAAUACAAGUCUGAGAGCAACCAAUUUGUAUUUGAAAAGUAA
Naegleria fowleri is the source of this 1485-nucleotide messenger RNA. RefSeq lists its product as uncharacterized. Gene Ontology annotation, molecular function: heme binding; metal ion binding; L-tryptophan 2,3-dioxygenase activity. NCBI's taxonomy places the organism in Eukaryota, Heterolobosea, Eutetramitea, Acrasida, Naegleriidae. The record is from RefSeq and is a predicted model, not a curated record. The transcript is spliced from 3 exons. Bases 1 to 1485 code for a protein of 494 amino acids.